GAGAAACUGAAAGCGGCGGAGCGGAGGAGGAGAACCCAGAAGAGGGUCGCUGGCUGGGGAACCCGGUUGCCUUCCUAGCCCAACCUCCUAGUACAGAGGAGCCUCGGUUUCCCACGCAGUGUUUUGUUUUGUCGAAGGCUUCCGGGCAGGAAUUAACUGGCUGUUGUGGGUUUUUCGGGACACCAGACCACGGCCGCACAGUCCGGAAAUCCACCCACCCCCACAGCCGCCAGUUUUCCCCGCAGGUUGAAAACGGCAGCAGGAAAAGUUUGCCUCGCCUGCCGGGCGGGAAUCCGAUGCCUGUAACAGCAAGGAAUUUCCUGCCAUGUUUCAGUGGCUGUUUUUGCUGGACUCGCCGGUGAAUGCCGGAUCAGUGGGACCAAGGGGGCGCCAGAAGAGAGCCUGCAGCGCAACGAAGGGCCAUUGGGAUUUGAUGCCGAGCAGACACGCCCGAGAUUGAACGGCAGGGCGGCUGAAGGCGUGUCGUGUUUCCUUGCAGACGCUCACGCUUGGAAGGAAAGCAGCCCAGAACAAAGAGCUUGACGCGCGCGGUGGGAACAAGCCGCCUCUCCCGCCCAGCCGUCGGUGGUGGCAGGCGACACCCCACGUGCGCCUCAGGUGGCCACGGUUGCCAUUGGCUUGUCUGCGGGCUCAAGGUGCGAGAGAAGAGCCUCUGCCGCUGGUGACUUAUCGGAACCUGGAGUGCUGUUAUUGAGUGGCUGACGGAAGGCAGCGCGGGGUUUGAAUGUCGGAGGGAGGACUUGUAGAGCGCCACAGGUGAGUGUCCAUGGCCUCUGAAGACCUUGCUGGCCACUUGCUGAAUCCAUUCACUCGCCAAAAUUCUACCAGUGCUGUUUCUCUGGACUUUGAGCCUGAAGUUGACUAUAAGUUUGUAGAAAGCUUAGAGGAACGAUAUAAGUGUGCCCACUGCCAUCUAGUCCUUCAUAAUCCACACCAGACAGGAUGUGGACACAGGUUUUGCCAGCAUUGCAUUACCUCUUUGAAAGAAUUGAACACAGCGCCUACCUGUCCUGUAGACAAAGAAAUAAUAAAGCUUGAAGAGGUCUUUAAAGACAAUUGCUGUAAACGGGAAGUACUCAAUUUGCAAGUAUUUUGCAGAAAUUUGCCAGCCUGCAAUGCAAAAACGUCUCUAGGUCGAUACCAGGAUCACCUGCAGCAAUGUUUGUUUGAAAGUGUACAGUGUAUCAACGAAGGAUGUUGUGAAAAAAUUCUUCAGAAGGAUUUGAAAGAACACCUAGAUUUGCUUUGCAGCUAUCGAAAGGAACUUUGCCAGUAUUGUAAUCAACCUAUAAUUUUAAUUAGUUCACAGGUCCAUGAGAAAACUGAUUGUCCUUAUUAUCCUUUAAUUUGUCCCCAUGGCUGCAAGCAGAUAAUUCUAACAAAAGAGGUAGAAAGUCACAUCUUAGUAUGUCCUGAGGUGGAAAUUGAUUGUCCAUUUAAACUGUAUGGCUGUCCAGCAAAGAUUAAAAGAGGAAUGCUUUCAGAACAUGAGAAUAUUUCUUUGAGAGAACACAUGCUACAGAUCUUGGACAAAAACUCAAAGCUGGAAGAUCAGAUCUCUGACCUUUGUAAGAACCUAGAACAUAAUGAGCAAAAAAUCCAGCAACUAGCUGACACAGUUAAAAAGUGUGAGAAAGAAUUCAGGCAGUUCACACAGUUGUAUGGUAAAAAUAACCACUUGAUGGCAAGCACUCAGUCUCUGGCUGUUCACGUUGAUAAAUCUGCCUGCCUGGAAACACAAGUGAGGCAGCUGAUACAAAUGGCAAACCAACAACAGAGUAAAUUUGACCUGAAACAACUGCUGGAGACCAUUGAAACCAUAAAGCAAAAAGUUGCUUUCCUGGAGUCAUUUGAGCAACGUUUAGUUUUUCUUGAAGACUUGUCCAACCACCAUGAUGUCCACCUUGCUAAGCACAGGGCACAACUUAACAAAAAUGAGGAACGGUUUAAGCUUUUGGAAGAGACAAGUUACAAUGGGAAACUGAUUUGGAAAAUUGUGGACUACAAAAUAAAGAAACGAGAGGCUGUGGAAGGCCACACUGUCUCUAUAUUCAGCCAGCCUUUUCAUACCAGCCGCUGUGGGUAUAGAUUAUGUGCCAGAGCAUAUCUGAAUGGUGAUGGUUCGGGAAAGGGAACACAUGUUUCCCUGUACUUUGUAGUGAUGAGAGGGGACUUUGACUCACUGUUACCCUGGCCUUUCAAGCAAAAGGUUACGCUUAUGCUUUUGGAUCAAAGUGGGAAGAAAAAUCACAUUGUUGAAACCUUUAAGGCUCUCCCCAACAGCAACAGCUUCAAAAGGCCAGAAGGAGAGAUGAACAUUGCCUCUGGGUGCCCUCGGUUUGUGGCACACAAUGUGCUGGAAAAUUCAAAGAAUGCUUACAUCAAAGAUGAUAUCUUCUUCCUAAAAGUUGUGGUGGAUUUAACUGACUUUGAAGAAUUAUGAAAUUCACCUCAAAAGAACAACCUGAAAAUUCAAGCAUGUAAUGUAGUGUUCACUGGAUGGUUUCAGUUACACAGAAAAGCUGCUUAGCCCGCUGACCAAUUUUUAACAUUUUGGUAGCUCAGUAACUACUUUUUGUACUUUUUCAGAACUGUAUUAAGUCUAAGUCUAUGGAGAUGGAUUUUAAGCAUGUAGCAAAGCUCUCAGUAUUAGCUUCUUGAGAAGGGAAAUCUUGUGAGUAUAUUCUUUCUGUGCGCAAUAUAUAGUCUGAUCCCCCAAAGUUUUAGUUAGCUUUUUAAUGCCCAGUAUGGGGUAGACAUGAAUAUUAUAGAAUUUGACUUCCACAGCUGAUCUCCAGCUAUGGAAUGAAUUUGUGUAUUCAUCCUCUCCUAAGGGAGGUAAUUAUUGAUCAGCUUGUUGAUUUGCAAGUGUAUUAGUCUGCUGGUUUUUCUAUUGCACAGUAUAAGCAGGAGACCAGCUCUUUAGAAGCUGAUUCAGACUUAAUCCUAUGUAGAAUACACAAAUGCUUCAGAAUCUGAACAAUAGUUACUGCCUUGUUUGGUCCUCAGCAGUAUCAGUAAUAAGCUUCUGUAGAUCUAUUUUACUUCCUGUAUCAGGCCCGCUGAAAAUCUACUGUGGACUUGGACUAUCUACAUACUCCUUUGUGAUCUGCAGAUCAGGAUGACUUCAUCGGGCUGCCCCGUUUAAUUUGAGUUCCAGGGCAAUAACUCAGAUGGAUACCACCAUUCAUAGAUGAAUUCUAGUACUCAACACAGAAACAUUUUACAACAUUUUACCAUUAUUUCUACUUGAAUGGGUUGUCUUCAAUGUUUUCCUACAAAGCGAGAGUCUAGUUCUAUACACACUGGGAAUUACUAACCUAUAUGGAUUUUUCAGGAGAAAUCAGGCAUUACAUCUAAUACAAACGAUGAAGAAAAUGAUUGUUUUGUAGUAGGGGAAGGUUUGACAAAUGGUAAAAAAACCAAAACCCUGAGAUCCUGGAAAAGAGCUUCUGGGAAUUUAUAUUGCUUAAUAAUGCUUUGUGACAUUUCCUUCAUCACCAGAAUGUUUGUGAGGAUUUAUUAUGUUGAUGCAAUGGACCAUUUUUACUAGGGUAGACUGUUAUUUUCACAUUUCUUUUAUGUGAUAUAUUUUUGUAUCAACUUAGAAAGCAUGAUCAUUUUUCCCUAGACUGAACUGCCAUCUGCACUGAUUAUUUUAGAGUAAAUAAAUAGUUAUGUGUUGAGGCAUGUUAGAGAAAAAAGAAAACAUUGAAGUAUUUCAAUCAAUCCAAAGACAGUCAGGCCCCUUCCGCACACGCAAAAUAAUGCGUUUUCAAACUACUUUCACAACUGUUUGCAAAUGGAUUUUGCCAUUCCGCACAGCUUCAAAGAGCACUGAAAGCAGUUUGAAAGUGCAUUAUUCUGCGUGUGCGGAAUGAGCCUCAGUCUCUGAGAGCUUGAGAAAAGGAAGAGAGUAUGCUGUGUGUCAUCCUCUGUCUCAGUACUUCAGUAGUCCUUACUUCCAUCCCUUUUUUCUGACUGUAGUAGCAAGUUUCACAAGAGUCAGGAGAAAGUAGUGGGCAAGGAGGCUAUUGAAGCACAGAAAUGAUAGCUGUAGUUCCACAUUCCCAAUUAGCUCCAACAACUAAGAAUGUAAUUCAAAGGCGGGGGAGGCUGAAGCUGCACUGGAAGUGGUGGGAGCCUACGCCGAUGUCCGUGCCCAUUGCCCAUGAUAUAGGCCACUUACCUUGGCAGAGCCAGUGUACUUUCAGGCUGGGAGCACCCUUUCCCAGUGGCGCAGGCCUAUAUCAUCGAAAAGUGUGGCAUAAGUCACUCUGGGCAGUGGGCUUUCCCAGGGGACUAAAGGUUUUCAUAUACAAAAAAAAAAAAAAAAUGGGGGGGAGCCAAACCCAAUCUGGACAACAAGCUAGGAACAAAAAAGGUUGAGAUGUCUAAAAAUUGUCCCUUAGUAAGUAUGCAACAUAUAUUUUCAUUAUACUAUUCUAUAUCCUUAGCAAUAAAACACUACAUUACAAUCUCAUCAAAAAUAUACAUUCAUAUCUAAGAACAUAUAUAAUACUAUAAAAUCAUAAAAUAUAUUACAACCAUGAAGCCUUAAUUUUAAUAAUCAAAUGCUCAGUCUUUCAGGAUGUAACACAUAAAAUAUAUUAAAAGGCCUGAUAUGUUUCAAUUCAAUUGGAUCUUCUUCAGAGGUCGUUGAAACAACCCACACAUACAUAGAAAUACUCACAAUCCAUACAAACUUAUUUACAGCCCAUAUGAGUUAUAUAGGUCAAAGAAAUAAUAAAUGGUGUUCCCACAGGUGUCUAUGGUAUAUAUUGUGAAUCUUACAUAUAAAAUUUUAAGACAAAAUAAUUUUAAGACAAAAUAACAGCAAAUGAUGUUCCCAUAGCUGCCUCCUCGACAUAUUCUUGACCACACAUAGUUGAUUUUAGUACGAUCCAGGACAGGUCGUCUGCCAAGUGGUGUUCUGUGAAAAAUUUACCUGGGGAAUAGAAACCUGUAAGAUUAAUACUGUAAACCAUAGAUACCUAUUUUUGUUGAAAGUUUCAUGUAUAGUGUUUCAUUGCUUAGAAUAUAGGACAUUGCAAUAAAAUUUUUUGAUACGUAUUAAGAGUAAAGGUUUUCCCCUUCUCCCCUGUGCCUAUGCUGCAGUUUGCCUCUUUGGAGGCAGAGCCACUGCAGUUCCUGACUGGCAGGUAUAGGCUGCUGCCAGUCUACUACCUCUUCCCUUUGGACUGGGCUGCCUGACUGGCAGGUAUAGGCUUUAGGUUGGGCUAUGCCAACGUUAUAACUUUUAUAUCACUUCCCGGUUUCUAAAGAACUGGCCUAGUUUUUGUAAAGAUGACCACAUUUUGUUUGUUUUAAAAACUACUGACCUACUUGGAGUUUGAAAUUGUUUCCAGUUAUAGAAUGAAAAUUACUUAUAUUUGCAAUACAGAGACUGGAGUGCUAUCAGUAGCUCCACCAACUCUUGAUAUCAUUGUCUUCUAGUAUGAAUCAAAUUGUAAGAGAGUUUUAAUCAGAUUUUUAUGUAUUUAUUACUAUGGUUUUUAACCCUUUUGUUGUCAGUGGUUGUAAAUUUUCAAUAAAUAUGAAAAUCAAUACAGAGUUUGCAAUGA
This is a messenger RNA of Sphaerodactylus townsendi, 5606 nucleotides long. It is a transcript of the gene TRAF5, whose product is annotated as TNF receptor associated factor 5. Gene Ontology annotation, cellular component: plasma membrane signaling receptor complex. The transcript is spliced from 11 exons. The record is from RefSeq and is a predicted model, not a curated record. NCBI's taxonomy places the organism in Eukaryota, Metazoa, Chordata, Lepidosauria, Squamata, Sphaerodactylidae. Gene Ontology annotation, molecular function: thioesterase binding; zinc ion binding; tumor necrosis factor receptor binding. The coding region runs from base 788 to 2464 and encodes 558 amino acids. Gene Ontology annotation, biological process: regulation of apoptotic process; positive regulation of canonical NF-kappaB signal transduction; positive regulation of JNK cascade.